AGAUUCAUUUGAACACGCACACCUCCUUGGAAAAGUGUGUGUGUGUGUGUGGGGGGGGGGUUGACUGGAGCAGUACAAAUGUCCUAAAUGCCUGAGUAAUAGUUAAGGAUAAAACCAGGCUGAGUUUCACAGUACUCGGCGCUCAGGUCCGUCAGGUGGGGUCCACCGCUCGGUGGCGUUGCCCUUUUAAGACGGAGGGCCCGUGACUGACAGCCGGGCGCGCGCUCAGCGCGAGGUUUGGGCGCGAGACGCGUCGGUUCCUCUGAGGGGGAAGAUGGAGGAAAGUCGCGCCUGGCUGUAGCCGGGCAGUUUCCGAAUCUGUGGAAGUGUUUGGCAGCGGUUUCGUCUCAGUUAGACAUUACGCAUCGCCUCGAUCUGGUCGCGGCGCUCGCUCUGUUCUCCGCCGGGUCUGGGAUAUAUGGACUUGUACAUGAUGAACUGUGAGCUUCUAGCGACCUGCAGUGCCCUCGGGUACCUGGAAGGAGACACGUAUCACCGCGAGCCCGACUGUCUAGAGAGCGUGAAGGACCUGAUCCGCUACCUGCGCCAUGAGGACGACACCCGCGACAUCCGCCAGCAGCUGGGCGCAGCGCAGAUCCUGCAGAACGACCUGCUGCCCAUCAUGGUCCAGCACCACCAGGACAAGCAGCUGUUGGACGCCUGUAUCAGGUUGAUGGUCAAUCUUACCCAGCCUGCCCUGCUGUGCUUCGGGAAGGUCCCAGAUGACCCUUCCUUCCGGCAUCACUUCCUGCAGGUGGUGUCCUACCUGCAGGCCUACAAAGAGGCCUUCGCCAGCGAGAAGGUGUUCGGCGUGCUGAGCGAGAAGCUGUACAACCUGCUGCAGCUGGACUGGGAGCAGCGGCAGGAGGAGGACAACCUGCUGAUCGAGAGGAUCCUGCUGCUGGUGAGGAACGUGCUGCACGUCCCCGCGGACCCCUGCGAGGAGAAGAACGUGGACGACGACGCCAGCGUCCACGACCGGCUGCUGUGGGCCUUGCACAUGAGCGGCAUGGACGACCUGCUGAAGUUCCUGGCCAGCGCGCAGAGCGAGCAGCAGUGGAGCCUGCACGUCCUGGAGGUCAUCUCCCUCAUGUUCCGGGACCAGACCCCGGAGCAGCUGGUGGGCGCCGGCCAGGCGCGCUCGGCGCAGGAGAAGCAGAGGGACGCCCAGGAGCUGCUGGCGCUGCGGCAGAAGGAGCAGGCGGAGAGGCGGAGCCGCUCGCUGCAGAGGGGAACCAGGCACUCUCGGUUCGGAGGCUCCUAUGUGGUGCAGGGACUGAAGUCCAUCGGAGACAAAGACAUCAUCUAUCACAAGGGCCUGCACAACUUCAAGAACUACAGCCACGACGCCGGCAAGGCGGCCCGCAGGGUGCCCAAGCGCCAGCAGCGGGCGCGGGACCCCGAGGGCGCCCGGCGGUCGGCCCUGAACGUGCGCCUCUUCCUGCGGGAGUUCUGCCUCGACUUCCUGGAGAACUGCUACAACCGCCUCAUGUACCUGGUCAAGGACGGGCUGAUGCGGGAAAAGGCGCAGCAACACGAUGAAACGUACUACCUGUGGGCGCUGGCCUUCUUCAUGGGCUUCAACCGCGGGCACAACUUCCGCCCGGACCUGGUGUCCGAGACCAUGUCCAUCCGCACCUUCCACUUCAUCGAGCGCAACCUCACCAACUACUACGAGAUGAUGCUGACCGACCGCAAGGAGGCCACGUCCUGGGCACGCAGGAUGCACCUGGCCCUGAAGGCGUACCAGGAGCUGCUGAUGACGGUGAACGAGAUGGACCGCUCGCGCGACGAGGGCAUCCGCCACAGCGCCUCGGUCAUCAAGAGCAACAUCUUCUACAUGAUGGAAUACCGGGAGAUCUUCCUGACGCUGCUGCGCAAGUUCGACGAGACCAAGCAGCCGGGCUCCUUCCUGAAGGACCUGGUGGAGAGCACCCACCUGUUCCUGCGCAUGCUGGAGCGCUUCUGCAAGGGCCGCCGGAACCUGGUGGUGCAGAAGAAGAAGGUGAAGAGGAGGAGGUCAAAGGGCAAGAAGAAAGCUGCUGUCUCAGUGCAGCGCUCCCCCGAAGCCCUGGAGGAGACGUGGCGGGUGGUGUCUGAGGAGAUGCGAGCCGCCGGCUUCCAGUUGUCCGAGUCGCUGACGGAGAGAGCCGUGCCAUUCGAUGUGGCCUCCGAGGUCCCGGUGGAGGAGCAGAGGGCGGACGCCCUGGUCAAGAUCCAGGACUCCCUGCUGGCCCGGCAGGGGCCCGAGGCUCUGGCACUGCUCAGGGCCGCCAGGGAGGUGUGGCCGGAGGGGGCAGUGUUUGGAUCAACUGACGUGGAACCAGAGGAAGAGCUUCAGCUGCUGAAUAAGAUUCUGUUUGCCAGUCUACCUAGACCGGCCCCUGCUGAGCCUGCCGAGGAGGAGGAGGAAGAGGAAGGGGGCGGAGAGGGCGAGGAAGAGGAGGAGCUGGAGUCCGUGCGCGUUUCAGAGACGGAGUUCAACUUCCUAGACUUUCUCAAGAGGUUCGCCAGCCCCAGCGUCCUCCAGCCCUACCUGCUGCUGUUGCGGAGCUACGCUCGGAACAGCCCCCACACCAACCACUGCGUCGUGCGCAUGCUGCACCGCGUGGCCGUCGACCUCAAGAUGGAGGCCCUGCUCUUCCAGCUCUCCGUCUUCUGCCUCUUCAACAAGAUCCUGGGGGACCCCGCCGCGGCUGCCUACCAGGUUUGGGGGAGGAGGGGGGUGUCAUCUGCGGACCUGGUGGACACUCUGCUGCCCCUCCUCAGGAACCCGUCUCGGACUCGGCGGCAGGUGGUCAACCAGCUGGUGCUCCUGGGUCUGGUGGACAGUGUGAAGGACCUCAAGAAGGAGAGGAGGGGCACGCGGAUCGUCCUGUGGACGGAGGAGCAGGAGCUGGAGCUGCAGACUCUGUUCGAGGAGUUCAAGGACUCGGACGACAUCCUGGGGAGCAUCCUGAAGAAGCUGACGGCGCGGCGCUCGCGGGCCCGCGUGGUGGACAAGCUCCUGAGCCUGGGCCUGGUGUCGGACAGGAAGGAGCUGUACAAGAGGAGGCGCCGGAGAGCCGCGGGCAAGAGCUCGGGCAUGACCGAAGAGGAGUUUUUCUCCGACCUGGCUGGGGCUACGCAGGAGGAGCUAUCGGAAGGAGAGGCGGAGGCUGAGGAAGAGGAGGAGGAGACGGAAGAGAGCGACGAGGAGGAAGAGGAGGAGGGGGAGAGGGACGGCGGGAGCAGGGCGGCGCAGAGCCAUGGCGCGAGAGAUGGUGGCCUGCAGGUGCUGGCGCGAGCCGUGCAGCAGGAGGGCUUGUCAGGACCCCUGCUGUGGCUGCAGAACUGCCUGAACAGAACAGCGGACGACCGUGAGGAAGACGGACUGUCCCAGCCCGUGCCGCUGGUCCCUCUCACCGAGGAGAACGAGGACGCCAUGGAAAACAGGAGCUUCCAGAAGCUGCUGCGCAAGCUGGGCAUCCGCGCGCCCGCCAACGAGCAGGAGUCGUUCUGGAGGAUCCCAGCAAAGCUGAGCCCAGUCCAGUUGAGGGCUGCAGCUGCCUCCCUGUCCCGGGAAGAGGGGGCUCCUGGGGAGGAGGCAGGGGAGACAGAGAGCCUCGCGGAGGAGCAGCGGGACUCCGCCGAUCACGAGCAGAGAGCCCAGGCCCUGCGCGCGCUGUUGCUCGCUCGCAAGAGGAAACACCACCUUGCUCACGACACAGAUCCUCACUCCCCAGCAGAGUAUGCAGAGCGAGUCCCGGAGGUCACCUCCGACAGCAGGAGCCCCAGAGCCCUGCAGCAGGGAGACCACAGCAAGCUGCCUGCGAAGAGGAGCCGGGCUCUGGACAGCGACGAAGAGACAGAGGAGAACGGCGACGCCUCCGUGCCGAUGGAUGUGGGGGGCGGCGAUCCCGAUUCCGACCCCGAGGGGUGCGCGGCCCCGGCUAAGCGCCGCCGCCAGAGGGCUCUGAUUGACGAUGAAGACGAGGACUAGAGCUGAAUCCCGGCGAACCAAAGAUCAGCAACCCUUUUUUUCUUUAACACCGUUCCAACACGUGGGUCUCAUCUCCACCCCCCUGGAACACCUAGACGGGGGGUUUCUCCUGGGCCGUUCUGGCCCCUGGCCAGUGUGGCUGCACCAGCCUGGGCUCCAGUCUCGGCUGCGGCUCUUGUCACAGAAUUAACGUGUUUUUCUAUCCUGUACUCUCAGUGUGAAUGUCAAAGGUCGUAUUUCUGUACUGUCACAGGAGAGUGGCACUGAUGGUACUCGAAUGUCUUGCUGUUGGUUUAUUCUACCAGUGGCCGUGCUGUGUUCUCUGUACAGACUCCUCUGCCCUUAUGGCGGUCUGUCCUCGCGCCCAUUUCCUGCUGGAGCCUCUGGGCCGGCGCCGCUGUCGUCUGGGUUGGCGCUGCAGGUGCAGAAGAUCAACCGCAGUGCAGUGACCCAGUAACCCGGUUACCUUGGUCCUUUGGCAACGGCUGGCGUCCCGUUUUUACAGUCUGCACUUUUUCUCCAAGGUCCCCUAAUGGAGCCUGGAAGCGGGAGACAGCACCGCCCUGUGGUUGAAAACGGGUACGGCAGUGUGUUGCAUACAUGAAUGUCGAAAUGAGCUGGAUUUGUUGGCUGCAGUGCUCCUGCCUUUAACGGACCUGCUGGCCUGGGAGGUGAUUGGUUUGAGUUAUCUUGACAUCUUCAUGACCAUACAGGUCACAAGAAAAGCUCAGGCGCCCCUUGACCAGGAUCUGUUCUCAUCGCUGGGGCUACUCUCUUGUUCCUACUGUUGGCUGCAGAAGACCAAACGUGUCCUCCCAGAGACAGCUGUAUUGAACUAAUGUCCAAAACCCUGAAAUCUUUCUCCUGCCGAAAUCUUCGCAAGGUUGUGUGUGCAGCAGCUCUGUACCCAGUGCAGUCUGGGAUAGAAAGCUUUAGACGGGAGUUUUUUUUUUUAGUGCAUUUCUCAUACUGUAGUUCUGGGGAAGAAUGUCCUCAUGGGAUAGAGGUGUUGGGGAAUCGAGUGAGUUCUCGGGUUCGCUGGCUUCAUUCUGACGUGACUUUAAAAACACUGCUAGCAUGAAUAAUAUUUGAAGAUAUACCCCAGACGAGUGCCCUUGACCAUGCGCAGGCCCUGUUGAUGCACAGUUGCUCCCGAGCCUGUGCUACGUGGUUCCAGUCCAGUAAAGGCUCUCCUGCUGGGGUUCGAGUGACCCGUGAUGGAGGGGGUGCAUCAGAGCACUAGGCCCACCUCACACAGGAUUCAGGGGCAUUUUCAGUGCGACUGUGUUGCUCGUGAUAAUGAGUCAGGUGGUUUUAAAUGUGACUGAAGUCCACUAGCUGAUUUUUAGGGGUGGCAUUUGUAAACUAGGUGAUUCUUUACAGAAAUAAAAUUUCAAUGGGUACUGUGGGUGCCUUGCUUUCAUCUUUCACGAAAGGAAAGCACUCCUCUGACAUCAGCCAGUGAUUUCACCGCUGUGACUGUCUUCUACCAAAUGUGUUGGCACUCCAGGAAGCUGCUGUAAGGCCACUGGCCGAGCCUGAAACCCUCAGUGGGAAUGACUGAGCCCGCUGGCGUCUCUCUCUGCUGCCGUGAGAGGUGCAGGUCAGGAUUGGACAGCCCCGCUCCUGGGAAGCCAGUCAUGUGCAGCUGGUUAGGAUGGAGACUCAGAAAAUGAGUGACAAGGGCACCCCUCCUGUAGAUGGGAGCGACUCUGUGCAUUUCAGGCACGCAGUGGGCACCCGGCACACCCUGCUCACGAGCCGCCCUGCACUGAUGGGCGUGGCUCCGGCUUACCCACUGUGAUCCAGCGUGCCAGUGGCCCUCCUGCAGGGCCAGUACGGGGUCGUGAAGGCGACCGAGCUGCCUGCCUCUCACCCAAACAGCCUCUUCUCAGGCUGCAAAGGAACAAGUAAAGGUUUAUUCCCUGCUGAAAAGAAACCCAACGUUUUUGCUGUGGAGCCCUUUUCAGGUGUGUGGGAAGCGUUAGAAGGCUCCACAGCCGAAACGUUGGGUUUCUUUUCUGCUCUUUUCAGCAGGGAAUAAAUCUUUACUUGUUCCCUUGCAGCCUGCGCAUGCUGACGCAGCUCCCUGCUUGAACCUCUUCUCAGGAUCCCUGCUGUGAUUAACUCCUCUCGGUGCGACAGUGUUGCUUCGGGGUUAGAGGGGACCUCGGGCUUUCUGCUUGUUAGAGGCUUCUGAGCCACAGACCCCAAAUCUCCCCCCCCACAUUACCACAACCCCAGGCAACUGAGCCCUUAACUUCAGCCCUCUUAAAGAACGUUUCCAUCAGUGAACUUUUAUUCCUACAACGUUGGAUUCGCGUCUCCCUCCGAAGCAGCGGGCCCGCUGACGCUAGCGUGGAGAGCUCUGGGAGAAGUGACUGGGCGGAGGUUCAAGGACCCAGUGAGCCCUCGUCCCAGGGGACGCUUCUACAGCCGUCUCGUUAUUGUUCAGAGUUGACGUCGUGUACCAAAAACGAAUAAAAAGAAGUUGGAAGACGAA
Messenger RNA from Lepisosteus oculatus (spotted gar), 6485 nucleotides. NCBI's taxonomy places the organism in Eukaryota, Metazoa, Chordata, Actinopteri, Semionotiformes, Lepisosteidae. The record is from RefSeq and is a predicted model, not a curated record.